GGACCUCAGUCCGUUACGACUCACGAGUCACAGCUCACAACCACCCUCUCUCUCUCUCUCUCCACUUAUCUCCUGAGAAAGCCUGAAACUUCUGUAAAAUUCAAUCUCCGCAUUAGGGUUUUCCAAACAACCCCACCACAGCAAACCACGCCGAGACGAAACGGCGCAAUUUCGCUCUCCGCCACACACACAAUACACCCUUAUCGUGGACCCUGCCGCACCAGAUAUUUAGGGUUUUCAUGUUCUGCAAAGCUUUCAUGUCUUAUGAAUGGAGAGCAUUGCCUUCAGUCUCUCAUCUCCCCAAAACUUCUUCGUAGCGCUCGUAAUCACUUUUCUCUCCUUCUUCCUCGCUCUCCUCGCCGUCCGAUCACUCCCUUUCAAACCCAAAUCAGGUGGCUCGGCUACCGACCUGUCGACGUCGAAUAAAAACGAAAAGCUGCGAGCUUGCUGUGCUUGCAACUGUAACGACGUCGUCUCCGGCUCCGAUUCGGAGCCGCUGAGGACGCCGCACUUGAACGGCGGGACCGGUCCAGACGUGACGGAAAAGACGGCGAAGGCGAUUACGGAGCGGCAGACGGGCGCGUCGAUGAUGGAGCAGCUUGUUCCGGAGAUUACGACGCACGCGCUUAGCUACUUGGACUAUCCGAGCCUCUGUAGGCUUUCGAUGACCAAUUCGCUCAUGCGAAAGGCCGCGAAUGAUGAUAAUGCGUGGAAAGCGCUUUAUCAUAAGGACUUCACAUUGGAACAGGAUGGUAUAACACCAGUUAAUGGGUGGAAGGCUUACUAUGCUGCUACAAGAGCGAUUGUGAAUGUCAAUACUGAAUUCUUUAACUUCAUCAGAGAAAGGUCACUUGCAGAAAUGAGUCGUUUAUGGCUGAAUGCAGACUAUGUGAAGUGUGUUCAUGCCUCAGGAGAACUCUUUUCAGGGUAUAAUGCAGUAAUACAGGGUUGGCGACUUGCGUUUGAUUGGGAGCAAGGGGCCAACUUUCAGAUUCGGGAUGUGCGUGCUCGGGUUCUGACAGACAUGGCUUGGGUUACCAUGAAAACUUAUUUUGAAAUCGAUAUCAAGCCAUUCAUUGUGACCAACGUCUUUGAGUUCCAUAAUGGGCGAUGGUACCUGGUGCAUCAUCACAGCUCUGAUAUGAAUGGAGAGGUAGAACAGCCGAUUGUGCAGGGGCAAUAAAGAAAGGAAGAUAUGAUGAUAUCGAUUAUAUACUUGAUACUAGUUUUGAAAAAAGAAAGAAAAGAAAAAAAAAGAAUAGUGGGUAUCUUUUGCAGGAGCAAAGUCGCUUUAACUUUCACUAUAUUUUUCCUUGCAAGAUGCUGUUAAUUUUUCCAACCUCAGUUUUGGUUGUUUUCUGUUCAAGAGGUUUAUCCGUUUCUUUUCUCAUCCUCUCAUUGUUA
Molecule: messenger RNA, 1404 nt
Organism: Prunus avium (sweet cherry)
Lineage: Eukaryota; Viridiplantae; Streptophyta; Magnoliopsida; Rosales; Rosaceae
Product: Nuclear transport factor 2 (NTF2) family protein
Molecular function (GO): protein binding
Source: RefSeq, a predicted model, not a curated record